This is a messenger RNA of Symbiodinium natans, 1854 nucleotides long. The record is from the annotation of a GenBank genome assembly. Lineage: Eukaryota; Dinophyceae; Suessiales; Symbiodiniaceae.
AUGCGAUUGGAGGCACCGGAGAGCCUGGCAGAGGAGGCGGCUGCGCUGUUGCGACCGUGUGGUGAGGGAAGGCUGACGAUAGCUGAGGCAGUUCCGAUUGCUCAAGAAGGGAUCUCGGCACAACCCCAUCGCCUAAAGUUGGGCCUCACUGCACUGGCCAAGGUUCAGCACAAAGGCAUGCCAGUGGGGCCGAAGGCAUUUGCAUUGCUGCUUGCAGGUUGCGUCCUGGCGGGGGAGGAGUUUCGAUGCGCAGCCAAAGAGAUCUCCAAGGCUUUGCUUCGAGCUGCACAGCAGUGCGGGCUUUGCCUGGGAGUGUUGCUGCAGCCAAGUCUCCUGGACUUCUGCGCGGAGCAUUUGGGAUGUUGCAGGCAGGAACUGAUGUCCUUGCCAGAGGCGAUGUCAGUGCAGCUGGCUGCCAGGGCAGCUUGCCAGGCGGGUUCGAGCCGAGCGCGGCGUCAUGGUUGCGUGCUGAUGAAGGGCCAGAAGGUCCUGAGCGUUGGAUGCAACCGAGACCUUCGCCUUGUCUCUGGCAGGUCAUUUCCAGUUCAUGCGGAAUUGGAUGCGUUGCUCCGCUUGCCGACGCCUGCUAUGGCAGCAGGCUCGCGCUGUGUUGUCGUCGAGCUGGACGACUUUGGCAUCGGCUUCUGCGAUGCACACCCCUGCAAGGGAGGCUGUCGUCAAGCCCUUCAGCGCUUCUUGGUUGAGGAGGUGCUGCACACAACCGGUGCGUAUGAUCGGCCGCAGGAGCUCCAGCCUGUGGCAUCGAACCCGCAUGUGAUCUCGAAUUCCUUGCGAUUCUUGCUGCGCAGCGGCGGCUUGCAGCAUCCCUUGCCCCCGACUCUGACGGAGGCAUGUUACAGUGCCGAGAAGUCUCCGGAGGCAGUCUUGCAGCUGCUGCUCGAUGUCGAGUCAGCCGAAGCAGGUGUCUCUGAACUCUGGGCCCUGCUACACUACUUGCUGCCGGAGCUGUUCACAAGCAUGAUGGACUUCAAGGCCUGGUUUGCGAGUCCAUUCAAGGGCUCAGGCAUCAACGAGUUCGAUGUGCAGCUGAACCCAGAGCAAGAGCAGGAGGUCUGCGCCCGGACGCAGGAGCUGCUGGCUCCUUUCCUACUGCAGAGGCUCAAAUCGGAGGUUCUCGGUCAAAGCCUUCCUCCACGCAAAGAGGUGACGGUCACGGUACCCCUCAGCGCCUGGCAGGAGUCUGCGUACAAGGACUUGGAGAAGAGGACGCUCAAACUCUUAGGGGAGGGUGCGGACGUCACAAACGAGCAGGUCAGCAACGUGUUGAUGCAGCUCCGAAAGAUCGUCUUGCAUCCGUAUCUUUUCCAAAAGAACUACGCAAAAGAUGCGGACUUGUUUCGGACGUCUGGAAAGGUGGAAGCCUUGGAUCGCAUGCUGCCAAAGUUGCUGCGCUUUGAUCACAAGGUGCUUAUCUUCUCGCAAUUCACCAGCGCUUUGGACGUUCUUCAGGACUACCUGGAGUGGAAGAAGAUCGGCUUUGUUCGCAUUGACGGGCAGGUGUCCUACGCCGAGAGGCUUGCUCGGCUGAAGCGCUUCGAGCUCGAGCCUGUGCCCGUGUUCCUGCUGUCAUCGCGCGCCGGAGGCCUUGGGCUGAACCUGCAAGCGGCUGACACGGUCGUGCUCUUCGACCUUGACUGGAACCCACAGAAUGACAAACAGGCAGUUGCGCGGGUCCAUCGUGUUGGUCAGACGCGCGAAGUGCGAGUGGUUCGAUUGCUCUCGCAGUCUCGUGUUGAGAGGCACAUGGCAGAGCGGUGCUCAGCCAAGCUGCAGAUGGAACAAAAGAUCCUUGGAGCUGGUAUGUGGGGGAGCCCAGCAGCAGAUAAGAGAUAG